Emiliania huxleyi CCMP1516 is the source of this 609-nucleotide messenger RNA. RefSeq names its product GTP-binding protein engB. NCBI's taxonomy places the organism in Eukaryota, Haptophyta, Isochrysidales, Noelaerhabdaceae. Gene Ontology annotation, molecular function: GTP binding. The record is from RefSeq and is a predicted model, not a curated record. Bases 1 to 609 code for a protein of 202 amino acids. The transcript has a single exon.
AUGAGCUGGGCCAAGGAGGUCGACAGGUCCGGCGUCACCUUUGUCAACAGCUUUGCCGACCCGCGCGGCAUGCCCUUCUCGCCGCUGCCCGAGGUGACUCUCGUCGGCCGCUCCAACGUCGGCAAGUCGUCGGCGCUGAAUGCGCUGUCCGGUCGGCGGAAAAGGGUGGCGCAGGUGUCAAAGACGCCCGGCCGGACGCGGCUGAUCAACCUCUUCUCGGUCGGCAGCGCCCUGACCGUCACCGAUCUGCCCGGAUACGGCUUUGCAAAGGUGUCGGCCGAGCUGCAGGAGGAGUGGCGGAGGAACGUGGAGGCGUACCUCCGCCAGCGCGAGAACCUGCGCGCCGCGGUCGUCUUCAUCGACUCGCAGCGCGAGCCGCAGGCCGUCGACGCGCAGAUCCUCGACUUUUUGGCCUUCCACGAGAUCCCUUCGGUGGUCGUCGCGACGAAGGUGGAUAAGGUGCGCCCGUCGCAGCUCGACAACUGCAUGGCCGCCCUGCGCAGGGGGCUGGCGCUGCCGCCCGACCAGCCGAUCCCAUUCUCGUCCACCACCGGCGUCGGCAGGAAAGAGCUAUGGCAGUACCUGCAGGAGAUAUGCUUGGCCGAGUGA